GUGUGUGGUGUGGGAUGGAAAAGACAGAGAAAAGAGAAGAAGAGGGUCUCUUUCUUUUUGGAGUAUUGGGUCAGGUUCUUCUUUUAGAAGCAAUGCAAUGCCAAAGUUACUCACGCUCUCUGAAAAUGCUGCAGCACUAGGCAUGAAAAAACAACACCUUCUUCUUCUUCUUCUUCAAAUACUAGUACUGCUUCCCUUCUUCUUCUUCUCUCUCACCUUCUUCUCCAACUACCUCUCUUCUCUCCUUCCAUGGCGGGCUUGAUCGAUCUCAACACGGCUGAGGACGAUGAAACGCCGUCAUCUGGUGGCUCUUCUUCCACCUCUGCCACCAGCAUGAGUAUUACUACUGCAACCCCUUCUGCUUCUUCUGUGUGCUUGGAGCUCUGGCAUGCGUGUGCGGGUCCUAUGAUCUGUCUUCCGAAGAAAGGAAGCGUUGUUGUGUACUUUCCUCAAGGACACUUGGAGCUGGUUCAGGAUCUUCAGCUUCUUCUCCCGAACAUUCCACCCCAUGUGUUCUGUCGUGUUGUUGAUGUCAAGCUUCAUGCAGAGGAAGGGAGUGAUGAAGUGUAUUGCCAGGUUUUGUUGGUUCCUGAAAGUGAGCAAGUGCAGCAGAAGUUGCAGGAAGGGGAAGUUGAUGCUGAUGGUGAAGAGGAGGAGGAUACUGAAACUAUGAUGAAGUCAUCAACACCCCACAUGUUCUGCAAGACUCUCACUGCAUCUGAUACUAGUACUCAUGGUGGAUUCUCUGUGCCUCGUCGAGCAGCGGAAGAUUGCUUUCCUCCCCUGGAUUACAGUCAACAGAGACCUUCACAAGAGCUUGUGGCAAAGGAUCUGCAUGGCCGGGAAUGGAAGUUCCGUCAUAUUUACCGGGGGCAGCCACGGAGACAUUUGUUAACAACCGGAUGGAGUGGAUUUGUGAACAAGAAGAAGCUUGUGUCUGGAGAUGCUGUUCUGUUUCUUAGGGGUGAAGAUGGAGAACUGAGAUUGGGAAUUCGUAGGGCAGCUCAAUUGAAUAAUGGGUGUACCUUUUCUGCUCUCCCGGGCCAGCAAUUGAAUCAUAGCAGUCUUACUGAUGUGUUUAAUGCUUUAUCUACAAGAAGUGCCUUCAGCGUUCACUACAAUCCAAGGGCCAGCUCAUCUGAGUUCAUCGUACCUAUCCACAAGUUCUUAAAGAGCCUUGAUUAUUCUUAUUCAGCUGGAAUGAGGUUCAGAAUGCGUUUUGAAACCGACGAUGCUGCAGAGAGAAGAUGUGCAGGAUUAAUUGUUGGAAUUACUGAUGUGGAUCCUGUUAGAUGGCCUGGAUCAAAAUGGAAAUGCCUACUGGUAAGGUGGGAUGACUUAGAAGCCACAAGAAAUAAUAGGGUUUCCCCAUGGGAGAUUGAGCCAUCUGGUUCUGCUUCCAUCCCCAAUAACUUGAUGGCAGCUAGUUUGAAGAGGACCAGGAUUGGAUUGCCUUCAACACAGCUAGAAUUUCCAGUUCCCAAUGGGAUGGGAGCAUCAGACUUUGGGGAAUCACUAAGGUUCCAGAAGGUCUUGCAAGGUCAAGAAAUUUCGGGCGUUGAUACUACUUUUGAUGGUAUUAAUGCGCCGAGUCACCAAUCGUAUGAAUUAAGGAGAUGUUAUCCUGGUUCAAACUACCCUGGGAUUUCAUCAACAGGAAGCAGCAUCAGAAUCCCUCAAAUGAGUUCUGAUGUUUCCUACAACAGCAUAGGCUUUAGUGAAUCUUUCCGAUUCCAGAAGGUCUUGCAAGGUCAAGAAAUACUUCCUAGCCAACCAUAUGGAGGAGCCUCUGGUUAUGAGGCUUGUGGAAAUGGUGGCUUUGGAGUUUUUGAUGGUUACCAGGUGCUGAGAUCCAGAAAUGGAUGGUCAACCCAUAUGAACAACCAUCCUUCACAUUUGCAUCAAUCUGUUCCAGCCGGGCAAGUUUCAUCUCCUUCAUCUGUGUUAACGUUUCAGCAAUCAAUCAAUCAAGGUGUGAACUUGGAGACCAAUAACAAAACCAAUCAGGUGAUGGAGGGUAGAGUCCACCACCAAGGCUUAUAUCCUUCAACAAUGAAAGGUGGAACGUUUGUAUCAACCCCCUCUUGUGAGCCUAGUUUCCGCCGGCAAGCUCAGGAAGAUGCUAAUUCUUUGGGUUUUAUAAAUUUGCAUAAUCAGUUGGAUAGUUCACACUCACAUGAUCCUAUUUCACUACUGAGAGGCCCUCAAGAGGUGGUUUCCUCAUGUAAAAGUAGCUGCAGAGUCUUUGGUUUUUCAUUAACUGAGGGUGCUCGCAGUGCAAAUGAGGAGGCUGACCCAUCUACAGUCACUUGUCAAUUAAAUCCUGGAACUUCUUUUAUCAGACACGUCGAAGAUGAUUUCCGUCCAAGGCAUUCGCUUCGGAGCAAGGCAGUUGGAAAAUAUUGUAGCAAAGAAGUGCUGCAGUAUUGAGUUGAAAAUCAUGAUGUAUGCCAGCCCUGACGCUGGCUUGAGGUAGCAAUGAUGUCCGUAGCUGUUGAAGUUAUGUGUUUUACUAUAAUAAUGACUUAUUUUGGUUACUAGACAAUUGUUGUACCUAUUCGCCAAAUUUAGGCAUUUAUCUUAAAUUGGCUAUGAGCCUAUGACCACAUUCAAAGUCCUUGUAUUAAUCUUUUGUGCACUCUUUUAUUGACCUAUAUUGAGGCACCUCAAUCCAAUGCAUAUCUAUCCACGUUUUUGGUCA
Messenger RNA from Lotus japonicus, 2701 nucleotides. Its product is annotated as auxin response factor 3-like. Gene Ontology annotation, cellular component: nucleus. Gene Ontology annotation, biological process: regulation of DNA-templated transcription; response to hormone. Bases 250 to 2430 code for a protein of 726 amino acids. Gene Ontology annotation, molecular function: DNA binding. The transcript is spliced from 11 exons. Lineage: Eukaryota; Viridiplantae; Streptophyta; Magnoliopsida; Fabales; Fabaceae. The record is from RefSeq and is a predicted model, not a curated record.